Molecule: messenger RNA, 1425 nt
Organism: Durusdinium trenchii
Lineage: Eukaryota; Dinophyceae; Suessiales; Symbiodiniaceae
Source: the annotation of a GenBank genome assembly
AUGGACCGCGUGCGAGUCCAUGAAUUUGCAGCUCAGGUGUACUACACACCAAAAGAAAGCGACCACAGAUUCUUCAGAAGGAUAGAUGAUGAUGAGGCCUGUCCCCAGAUGGGCCAGAGCGGUGUUUUUCAGACGAACUUUUAUGGCUAUGGGUCGGAAGAGAUGCGCAAGGCAAUCUCCAAGACUGAAUUCAUGAAAUUCGAGGUGGAUGGUAGCAGUGUUCAGUCGGCCGCCGAUCCCACGGGCCCAGCGCCCAUGGUGGGCCCGCCUGAGCCACCUCCGAAGGAGGAGAAGAAGGAGGAGGACCUCCGGCUGGAGGGCCGGGUCAACAAAUGGGACUCGGAGAAGGGCUUCGGCUUCAUCAUGCCCGCGGGCAAAGAGGAAGGCGGUGACAUGGGGAAAGGUCUGUUUGUGCACCGGAAGUUCAUCGUGGGAAGCACGCCCAGCAACCCGAUCAACCUCAAGGAGGGAGUGAAGGUGAGCUUCAAACAGGGGACUCAGGACAGCAAGCCUUGUGCCCUGGAAGUGCUCAUGCUUGGCGCCGAUGGGAAGCCUCUGCCGAUUCAUGCGGGUGCGCAGACCUUGGAGGAGAAGAAGAAGAGCUACCAUGUCUCUGCGGAGUCCUUGGGUCUUCGGGUGCACUGUGAGAGCUGGCCUGGCCUGAAGAAGACGCUGCAGGACCGCUAUGUCUUGGAUGAGCCGCUGGAGGAGCUUGGCGUCUACUUUGCUGUGCUGGAUGGACACGGCGGGACGCAGGUGGCCGAUAUGGCAAAGGAAAAGCUUCAGAAGAACGUCCUCCAGCAAAUGCGGCAGCGACAGGUGCAACCUGCAUCUCGCGAUGAGAAGAUCAAGAUGGCCAUCAAAGAGGCCUUCUUGCAAACGGACAAGGAGAUCCUUGGGCUGGCGGAGCGCAAGAAGUUUGAGCUUGUUGGCUCCACUUGUGUCUCAGUGAUCCUCCAUGGAAAUCCGAAGCUGGGCACGGCUUUGCGUCUGGUGGUGUCCAACCUAGGGGACUCCCGGGCGGUGCUUUGUCGUGCCGGCACAGCUGUGCCGGUCUCGGAGGACCACAAACCUACGCGAAUGGACGAGAAGAAGCGCAUCGAGCGCGUUGGGGGUCUUGUGUUGCAGGUGCGGGGCGCCUGGCGUGUGGCCACCUCCACAAACCCCAACUCCAUGAAUAAGGCCGCCAGGAGGGAAUACCAGGGCCUCGCAAUGACGAGAUCCUUUGGAGAUUUGUGGGGCUGCCCAUUUGUGCAGUUGUUUUCUUUUUUUCGCCGGUUGGGCUUCCAAAGUUGGUGCGCACAGAAAUCGAGAGUCCACGCGACAGAGGCUGGACACGUAGUUUGUGGAGCUUGGUUGCUCAUGCUUUGGUCACCUCCAUCAGUCGAAGGAAAAAGCGGCAGGGAGGGACAUACAGAAAGAUAA